AUGGCUGCCGGUGAAUCAUCCUCGCAGUCUGAGGAACAGUGUCCCCAGCUGAGCACCACGGUGUCCUCACCGGUGCUGGAUGAAGACAUCCUAGGUUACCAGGAGCCAAGAGUGGAGGUCAGCCCCCAGGCUCCAUCCACCAGCCCAAAGAGGAAUAGGGACUUGUCGGAUUCUGAGGAUGACCUCGCCGAGCUGGUGGACCCUGAACCUCAGCCGCUGUGGUCCGUGGAGACCCUGUGCGGCCUCAGGAUGAAGCUUAAGAGGCGGCGCAUGUCUACCGUGCGGCCUGAACACCACAAGGUCUUCACCAGGCUGCUGGAGGAUCCCGUGGUGAAAAAAUUCCUGGCCUGGGACAAGAUGCUGAGGGUCUCUGACAAGUACCUCUUGUCUAUGGUCAUAGCCUAUUUCAGCCGUGCUGGGCUCUUCUCCUGGCAGUACAGGCCCAUCCACUUCUUCCUGGCUCUGUACCUGGCUAGCGACAUGGAGGAGGACAACCAGGCACCUAAACAGGACAUUUUUUACUUCCUCUAUGGGAAGAGCUACGCCCAGCGCCCCAUGUUCCACAAACUACGGUUCCAGUUCAUUCGGUCCAUGGGCUGGAAGAUCUGGGUGUCCCGAGAGGAGUGUGAAGAGAUCCAGGCUUACAACCCAGAGCUGUGGGUGUGGGCACGAGAUCGCACCAACCUCACCUAG
Molecule: messenger RNA, 693 nt
Organism: Psammomys obesus (fat sand rat)
Lineage: Eukaryota; Metazoa; Chordata; Mammalia; Rodentia; Muridae
Gene: Spdye4
Product: speedy/RINGO cell cycle regulator family member E4
Exons: 6
Coding region: 1-693 (230 amino acids)
Biological process (GO): positive regulation of cyclin-dependent protein serine/threonine kinase activity
Molecular function (GO): protein kinase binding
Source: RefSeq, a predicted model, not a curated record